AUGCGUUUUGAUAUUUACUGAAGGGUUUCUUUAAUUAAUUUGUAGCGAGGAGGUUGCGGAGGUUUUCAUUAUAAAAACUAAACAUUAUUCUUAUAACUACACCAUUCAACCAGAAACCUUCGACAAUACGCUGUACUUUAUAACACAAUCUAUUUAUCUCGCAAGGAAAAAUGUUUCGAGUCUUUCUAAUAGUGGUUUUAAUUGUUUUCGCGGGGGUGUGCACCGCUCAGUUAAAUUUUUCCACGGAUUGGGGAAAACGCUCGGGUUCCUCAACAACUCCAGAAGCGAACAACUGCAAAGAAUCCGUCGAGACUGUAAUGCUAAUAUAUAAAAUAAUCCAAAACGAGGCCCAGAAGUUAAUCGAAUGUGGAAAAUACGCCAAAUGAAAAUACCGAUUGGACUGGAAUACCUACUAAUUGUUUUAUUACCCGUGGCCCCUUUUUUUGUGUUUGUUUCAUUUAAAAAGUAUUGUAAUUUGUGGCUACCAAUAAAAAUGUAAGCAGCA
Messenger RNA from Tribolium madens (black flour beetle), 505 nucleotides. It is a transcript of the gene Akh1, whose product is annotated as hypertrehalosaemic prohormone-like. The record is from RefSeq and is a predicted model, not a curated record. The transcript is spliced from 2 exons. Bases 171 to 386 code for a protein of 71 amino acids. Gene Ontology annotation, molecular function: hormone activity. Lineage: Eukaryota; Metazoa; Arthropoda; Insecta; Coleoptera; Tenebrionidae. Gene Ontology annotation, cellular component: extracellular region.